This is a messenger RNA of Opisthorchis viverrini, 420 nucleotides long. RefSeq lists its product as hypothetical. The record is from RefSeq and is a predicted model, not a curated record. The transcript is spliced from 3 exons. Bases 1 to 420 code for a protein of 139 amino acids. NCBI's taxonomy places the organism in Eukaryota, Metazoa, Platyhelminthes, Trematoda, Opisthorchiida, Opisthorchiidae.
AUGCCGGAUGACUUGCCUCCUCCAGCAGUGCUAUCACCUCCGAGGUUUUCAAUCUUCUCCGGAAGUUUCUGCUUUGUUUGUUUGGAAAAUGGGAGUGAUCGUUCACACCAGGUUUUUUCAGAAAUUUUCGAAUGUGUGGGCCUAAGAGGAAGGAUUUGGUACUAUCAACCUAGUUGUUCAAAUCUGGAUGUCGCGAUCUGUCUCCCGCACCAGAAGACUCGUAAUACUAAAUCAAAUUUACCCUUGAUCACUUUGGUGUUAGGCAGAGUCUCAGUUAGAAAAAAUGGCGAGAUAGCUCAGUGGUUAGAGCGCGAAUCUACUGAUCGAAAGGUCCGUGGUUCGAACCGGACCUCUGCAUCUCGACUUCCUCUGUCUAGGCUUGGACAACCUGACAGUAUCUCAGCCCACGUUCUUUCUUAG